UUGCUCUCGGCUGCAGUCGGGCUUUUGUGUGUCUCAGUCUGACCAUCAAACCCAUCAGCAGGCUGGUUUAUGGAGGUUAUAACUGGUAACUCUUACAUCUCUUACAUCUCUCACAGGGCCUCAUCCUCAGCCACGUUUUAAAGGAAUAUAUAAAGAAAGCACUGCGGAGGACUUUGCACAGGAGAACUAGUUAAUCGGUAUGGGACAGGCGGAAGACUGAGUCCACGUUAGGAGUGCUUCUUCAGGCCCUUUAUACUCCUUCUGUCGACGUGAGAAUAAAACAACAAACAAACUAACUAACGUGCAGUAAAGACAGAGACCAGGACGCAUGUAGCCGAAGUAAAGCUGCAAAACGGUGCAUUCAAGGCUUGACGAUGGGUUGCGUCAGGAGUAAAGAGGACAAGGGCCCGGCGCCAAAGUACCGGCCCGACAACUCCAACGCCACGCCAAACAGCUCCCACCUGGGCCACUACGGGCCCGACCCCACCCUGAUGGGUCACUCGCCAGCUAUGAAGACACACAACAACAGCUACAACAGUCACGCUGCCAGCCUCACGCCCUUCGGCGGGGCGUCUUCGAUCAUGACCCCGUUUGGCGGGGCCUCCACCUCCUUCACCUCCGUGGCUGUGAGCAGCCCUUUCCCCGGUGUCAUCACAGGUGGUGUAACGUUUUUCGUGGCGCUGUACGACUACGAAGCGAGGACGUCGGAUGAUCUGUCGUUCAAAAAAGGGGAUCGCUUCCAGAUUAUCAACAACACUGAAGGCGACUGGUGGGAGGCUCGCUCCAUCAACACCGGACAGAAAGGUUACAUCCCCAGUAACUACGUGGCUCCAGCCGACUCCAUACAGGCUGAAGAAUGGUACUUUGGUAAAAUGGGCCGCAAAGAUGCUGAGCGCCUCUUAUUGCAUCCAGGGAACCAGCGGGGCACUUUCUUGGCAAGAGAGAGUGAGACGACCAAAGGUGCCUACUCUCUGUCUAUCCGGGACUGGGACGAGGUGAAGGGAGACAACGUCAAACACUACAAGAUCCGAAAGCUGGACAACGGCGGUUAUUACAUCACCACUCGGGCCCAGUUUGAUGCGCUACAGAAGCUGGUGAAACACUACACAGAACAUGCGGAUGGUCUGUGCCACCGGCUGACAGCUGUUUGCCCCACGGUGAAGCCUCAGACUCAGGGACUAGCUAAAGAUGCCUGGGAAAUCCCGCGAGAGUCCCUUCGACUUGAACUCAAACUUGGCCAGGGCUGCUUCGGAGAAGUCUGGAUGGGCACUUGGAACGGCACUACCAAGGUGGCCAUCAAGACCCUGAAGCCCGGCACCAUGUCCCCUGAGGCCUUCCUGCAGGAGGCUCAGAUCAUGAAGAAGCUGAGACACGACAAACUGGUGCCUCUCUACGCCGUGGUGUCCGAGGAGCCCAUCUACAUUGUAACUGAAUUCAUGGGCAAAGGUAGUUUGCUGGACUUCCUGAAGGAGGGCGAUGGUCGAUAUCUGAAGCUGCCCCAGCUGGUGGACAUGGCUGCACAGAUCGCAGACGGCAUGGCCUUCAUCGAGAGGAUGAACUACAUCCACAGGGACCUGAGAGCCGCCAACAUCCUGGUGGCUGAUAACUUGGUGUGCAAGAUCGCCGACUUUGGCCUGGCUCGGCUCAUCGAGGACAACGAGUACACCGCCAGACAAGGCGCUAAAUUUCCCAUCAAGUGGACGGCCCCUGAAGCUGCUCUGUACGGCCGCUUCACCAUCAAAUCAGACGGGUGGUCGUUUGGCAUACUACUGACUGAGCUGGUGACCAAGGGCAGAGUACCGUACCCAGGUAUGGUGAAUCGAGAGGUACUUGAGCAGGUAGACCGAGGUUACCGCAUGCCCUGCCCCCAGGGCUGCCCCGAGUCCCUCCACGAGAUGAUGAGGCACUGCUGGAAGAAGGAUCCAGACGAAAGACCGACCUUCGAAUACAUCCAGUCGUUUUUGGAAGACUACUUCACGGCCACGGAGCCACUUUACCAGCCAGGAGACAACCUCUAGUCUGGAGGAUUUUGGGGAGGGGAAACUCUGACAUCAUGCGGAGGAACGUCAGUGGAGAACAGAGCUUUGGACAAGGGAGAACUUUAACAUGGGGGGGAAAAGCCUUGAUGAGGCUUCAGAGAAAGAGCAGGAAUAGAAAGUUCUGAAGUAGAGGUCUGUCCCGUGUUACCCGGGAGACAAAUAUGUGGCGGAGUGUCCAACUGUGCAGAUAGAUGCUGGUAUGUUAAACUCUGGGAACCCUGCUUAUCAGAAUAAUUCAAAUGAACUGGCCACAACACUGUGAUGAAAAUAAGAGGGAUUUGUCUUCUUCUUAAUUAAAAUCAAUGGCUUCUUACAGAUUAUUUUUUUUUACCUUUUUUUUUAGAUGAUAAAUUUCCCCAUCUGUCUUCCAAUUCCCCCCUUUUUAUUUUAUUUUUUACACACAGUCCUUUAAUAUUGGAGUCAAGUUUUUCUUUUGUAUGUUGCGAGGUUUGGUUUGAAUUUGUAGGUCGACAGGUUACGUUUUUGAAGCGACGACCAACUGUGGUUGAGUUUUCCGGAAUGCGCCGCUGCGUCUGUAAAGCUUGGAUGGAGGAGGUGUGAGGUGAAGUAAAUGGUGACUUUAUGGAUGGACGAAUGUACAGAGAGAUCGAUGCAGAUGUACAUAAAGUACGUGCAGAAAGAUGUAUUUUUUAGCACGUUUGAUCAGGUGGAUGAAUGGGAACAUGAGAAGACCGUGUUAAACAUCCGACAAAUUAUAUUUUAAUACGGUCACUUGAACGGCAAUUUAUUACACUUUUUCCAUUCUUUUAAUUUAAACAGGGACUUGAAAUCAUAAAGAGGUAUUUUGAUAAUAUACACAUGUUGAAACAUUUUUCCUGUUUAACAUUUUAUAAAUGUUUUGACAUUUCAGCUGUGAAAAAGAAAUUAGCAUCUUCUAUCGUCUAUUUUUUUGAUGCACAUUUCUGAUUGCUGUAACAUAUUUCUCCUCAUGUCGCACACAUCUACACAGUUUCACAUUGCAGAACGUGAUAGAUGGUCCAUGAAUCUGUUGGAUCUAUUAAAUUCACAUCAUCAUGUAAAUCAUAGACACAGCUGUAUUUCUUUCUGUUCUUCUCAGUUAAAUCCCUACAAACUAUGACUUAACAUGACGUCAGUGUGUCUGCUGGAGGGAAAGUUUAAUCCAAAACCAAGAACAUAAAUCAAAUCUUUUCAUUUGAAAAUGCAACUAUGCAAAAUCAACCAGUGAUCUUUAAUGGAACACAAAUUGUGAAGUGCUGUUUGCCUGUGUCGAACUCCCCUUUAUGGUUUUCUUACCUUGAUUCCCAGUUGUAGAGAUGAUGAUCACUUCUGGAGUGAAGUAGGUAGAACCAGACAAAACAAACACCUUGCGCACACACUGUGGUCGGGUCAGGGAUUUAGUGCUUUUCUAGGUGUUGAGAAUAUAUGAGUCCAAUAACAAGUUCUUAGAGGUACUUUCACUGUGAUGUGAUGGGAAAUCUGAGGAGAUGUAAAAGGCAUCUUCUUAUUGUCGUUCAAUAAGUGAGCUUAAAGAUUGGACAAAGAUGUGAACUUUUUGUUUUUUGUAUUUUUUUCUGUGCGUCACUCACAAGAACCUAAUAAGUGAUUGUUCCUAAAGAUGGGACUUGAACUAGUGGGGAGAUGAUAAUGAAAUAACUGAAAAUGGUAACUAAUAUGAUUUUGUACAGAAAAAAAUAAAAGAUUUACUCAAA
Molecule: messenger RNA, 3730 nt
Organism: Anoplopoma fimbria (sablefish)
Lineage: Eukaryota; Metazoa; Chordata; Actinopteri; Perciformes; Anoplopomatidae
Gene: yes1
Product: YES proto-oncogene 1, Src family tyrosine kinase
Exons: 12
Coding region: 375-2018 (547 amino acids)
Biological process (GO): innate immune response; cell differentiation; protein phosphorylation
Cellular component (GO): extrinsic component of cytoplasmic side of plasma membrane
Molecular function (GO): non-membrane spanning protein tyrosine kinase activity; ATP binding; signaling receptor binding
Source: RefSeq, a predicted model, not a curated record